Amaranthus tricolor (Joseph's coat) is the source of this 1207-nucleotide messenger RNA. Its product is annotated as tropinone reductase homolog At5g06060-like. The record is from RefSeq and is a predicted model, not a curated record. NCBI's taxonomy places the organism in Eukaryota, Viridiplantae, Streptophyta, Magnoliopsida, Caryophyllales, Amaranthaceae. Gene Ontology annotation, molecular function: oxidoreductase activity. Bases 112 to 930 code for a protein of 272 amino acids. The transcript has 5 exons.
CUUUUUUUUCCAAAUUUUCGAAUAAGGAUACAAGACACAUUUGACUUCCAUUUCUUGAUUUCUUCUCCAUCAAAUUUACAGAAAAAUUAAAUACCGAUAAAAACUUUAACAAUGGCUAAUCCCCAAAGCAUUGACAAUACCACCAUUUCUCAAAGAUGGUCUCUUUCAGGAAUGACAGCUCUUGUAACAGGCGGUACUCGUGGAAUCGGACAUGGAGUAGUAGAAGAAUUGUGUGGGUUUGGAGCAAGAGUCCAUUUUUGUUCAAGAAAUGAAGAAGAAUUAAACAAUUGUUUGGAAAAAUGGAAAGUUAAGGGUUUUCAAGUUAGUGGUUCUGUUUGUGAUGUUACUUCUAGAGAACAAAGAGAGAAGCUAAUGCGAGAUGUAUCCUCAAUCUUUAAUGGGAAGCUCAAUAUUCUUGUAAAUAAUGCUGGUACAAACAUAAGAACACGAACGACCGAGGUCUCAUUUGAAGAAUAUGCAAAAAUUAUGGCUACCAAUUUGGAAUCGGCUUAUCAUCUUUGCCAGCUUGCUCACCCUCUUUUGAAAGGUUCAGGAACAGGAGGCAUUGUCUUUAUAUCAUCGGUUGCAGGUGUUACAAAUUUGGGUACUGGAUCUGUUUAUGCAACUAGUAAAGCCGCAAUUAAUCAGUUGACCAAAAACCUUGCUUGUGAAUGGGCAAAAGACAAUAUCAGGGCCAACACUGUUGCGCCGUGGUAUAUCAAAACAUCGCUUGUGCAACAUUUACUUGAUGACAAGAGCUUCGUGGACAAGGUAAUUGCGCGCACGCCUCUUGGUCGCAUCGGAGAAGUUGAAGAGGUUGCAUCAAUGGUGACAUUUCUGUGUCUUCCUGCUGCAUCUUACAUCACAGGUCAAGUUAUUUGUGUUGAUGGUGGGAUGACUGUCAAUGGUUUUAACCCUGGGGUCCUCUAGCUCAAUAUUCCGAUAUUAGUAGUUUAAAUCAUUUAUUUUAUCACAUCUCGGUUAAUAAAUCUAAUUUUCUUUUUUCGUCCCUAUGACAUAUUGUGAGUGAAUAUGUUACUAUCGAUAACAAUCACAUAAUUAUUAAAAAUCUGGCCUUUGGUAUGACUCAAGCAAGAGGUAUGGAAUGUUGCUUGCUAAGCUUUUCCUCCUUUAGAUUUAUAUAGUUGUACAAUUUAUCAUUGUUAACUACAACCAAUUUUAUAAAUCAUAAUUUUAACUAUUUAAA